UUGCAGAAGGCACAGACUAGUUCCGAUCCUGUCACCGAGAGUGAUCCGACCUGUCCUGAUGCUGAGGUUCUCACCGUACGACUAAAUUGUGUGAUUGGCAUAUCGGCUGUCCGCCUUCUUGUGCCAAGUGACCUGCGCAGUCGGGAUGUGCGCAACGGACUCUUGGGAAACAUCGAGAAGGUGCAAGCUCGAGUGGGUGGUCAGCUACCGCAACUGGAUCCGAUUGCUGAUAUGCGCAUUACUGACAAGGAAUUCUUAGAAAUUGCAAAGUCCCUUUCCUGUCAUCGUCUCUUUACGGCCAAAUUCCACGUCUGUCAAGCGUACGCUUCUGAUGAUCAUGCUCCUCAGUAUUCCUAUCUUCAUUCGGUAGUUGUGAUCAGGGUCGAAAUUGAAUACUUUUCUGGCAUAUGGCUUCGUUCUGAAUAA
Messenger RNA from Protopolystoma xenopodis, 426 nucleotides. The record is from the annotation of a GenBank genome assembly. Lineage: Eukaryota; Metazoa; Platyhelminthes; Monogenea; Polystomatidea; Polystomatidae.